AGUAUUGUAAAUAAAUAUAUGGGCCACGUUCUUUUGUUAAAAUACCUCAACUAACACAAACGGAUACAGGAUACUCAAAAAUCGUUUUUUGAUACUCAUGCACCUUUGCGUAUUCAAUAAAUCUUAAUAAUAUUAUUAGGACGUUUUUUAUUUCCGCCGGUGCAAUUUUGUAUCGCGGUACUCAACGCUUCUAAUAACUGGAUGUCUGCUACAUUGUCUUAAGUGUUAUUACCAACUUCGAAUAACAACGCAUGGGGGAAAUAUAAACAUUUUCAGUGUUAUAAUAAUGUCAAAAGUGAAACCAACUCAAGCCUGCCGUAAACGUAUGCAUGACCAGGUGUGAAUCAGCACUCGAAGCAAUCUCGGACGAGUUCUCAUGGUCCAAAUUUUCUUUGCACAUUGCGGCUAUUCGAGAAUUUUUAGACCCACAGUGGAAGUGCUGUCAUUCGUCCUACCCAUUUAAAGUUUGGAAAGGAUUCCUAGCAGUGUACUUUACCGUAUGGCUUCUGCUUGACUUAGCUUAUCUUCCACGUGACUUUACAAUCAAGCCCGACAGGAAGUACCUCAUCUAUUUAACCAACUGGACUUAUCUGCUCUUCACGUUGUAUACUAUUGUCGCUGCUGUUAACUGUUGUACAUACAGGGAACCAAAACAUUCUGAAGCUAGAAAACCCGACAGGCUGUUAUGGCCCCUGCGGCUCCAGUGGAUGCUGUGGAAUGUUGGCGCUAUUUCAACUGUCGGUGUAAUGAUUUUAUACUGGACACUGCUCGGAGAAAACUUGAGUGUUUUUAGCGUUCACAAGCACAUGCUCAACGGCAUCGUUAUUGUGAUUGACCAUUGCUUCAUUGCCAUGCCCGUGCACUUACUCCACGUCUACCAAUCCAUGGUUUACGGUGUCUUCUACUCUGUCUUUACCGCUGUUUACUUCCUUAGCGACAGAACAAUAGUACCUAUUUACAAAUUCCUUGAUUUCAAAAAUAAUCUAGGCUUAGCUGUGGGAACGGAAGCCGCCGUUGUGUUUGUGCUGUUACCGCUGCUGCAUUUCUGCUUCUGGAUGUUGUUUAAAUUACGAUUGUACAUUGCUCAAAAUGCCGGAACGCCGCGUCCUGAUGGCCCAGACCCGACCUACAGGAUACCGGCACCCAUUACUUUGGCUAAACCGCCGACGGGUCCGCGACCAAUCUUUGUUUUUACGGUUGAAGAUGUCGACGCGGAUAAAGAAGAUAACAAAUAAUAUUAAUUUCGGUUAAAACAAAGAAUCAACAGUAG
Messenger RNA from Paramacrobiotus metropolitanus, 1270 nucleotides. RefSeq names its product protein rolling stone-like. NCBI's taxonomy places the organism in Eukaryota, Metazoa, Tardigrada, Eutardigrada, Parachela, Macrobiotidae. The record is from RefSeq and is a predicted model, not a curated record. Gene Ontology annotation, cellular component: membrane. The coding region runs from base 330 to 1235 and encodes 301 amino acids. The transcript is spliced from 3 exons.